Messenger RNA from Oppia nitens, 609 nucleotides. RefSeq lists its product as uncharacterized. The transcript is spliced from 3 exons. NCBI's taxonomy places the organism in Eukaryota, Metazoa, Arthropoda, Arachnida, Sarcoptiformes, Oppiidae. The coding region runs from base 19 to 609 and encodes 196 amino acids. The record is from RefSeq and is a predicted model, not a curated record.
AUAUUGAUUAAAUUUAAAAUGUCUAUUUUAUUGUACAAACAAUUAUUUUUUACUAUUAUUAAUAUUUUUUACAUUGAAUGCUAUUAUGAUUAUCAUUACUACAAUAGCUAUGAUCCUUAUAGGUAUCAAAGUAAUGAUUACAAUCAACCAUUAAGAGACAGAUUUGAUGAUUAUUAUGAAUAUGAAUCACAACAAAGAUAUGGUUUACACUAUAGAGAAAACUAUGCAGAAGAUGGUGAAGAAGUAGAAAAAAAAGAAAAAUAUGGAGGAAUUAGGAGUUAUUCAAGUUAUUCGGAUGAUAUCGAUAAGAUGUUUGGUGACGACUCAUCACAAUCUCAACAUAAAGAUGAAGAAAAAGUUGAAAAAACAGAAAAAGAAAAAAAAGUUGAAAAAUUGGAAAAUACAGAAACCGAAGACAAUCGUCGAUCUCUUCAACAAUCAAAUAAAGAUUCACUUGAGUUGACUAAAGACAUAAAGAAAGUUGUUGUCAAAUCACUACCUUUUGGUCAACGAAUUGGUCAUUAUAUUGACUCUAUUGAUGUCGUCUAUAAAAAAGCCACAAAAUUUCCGAAAGAAUUCGCUCAGGAUUUCAGCAAACUAUUUGAUUAG